Protopterus annectens (West African lungfish) is the source of this 828-nucleotide messenger RNA. RefSeq names its product ferritin light chain, oocyte isoform-like. Lineage: Eukaryota; Metazoa; Chordata; Ceratodontiformes; Protopteridae. Gene Ontology annotation, molecular function: ferric iron binding; ferrous iron binding. Gene Ontology annotation, biological process: intracellular iron ion homeostasis; iron ion transport. The record is from RefSeq and is a predicted model, not a curated record. Gene Ontology annotation, cellular component: cytoplasm.
GGGUGUCGGUGGGGCUGUUCAAUCGCAGAGAUUGUACAGAGUUCUUGCUUCAACAGUGCUUGAACGGAACUCAGCUCCGUCUCUUAGCCUUACAGACGAACUUCUAUCGGACGUGCAGUACGACCAGUGACACCAUGACUUCCCAGAUCCGUCAAAACUACCACCAGGAGAGCGAGGCCGGAGUGAACCGCAUCGUGAACCUGGAGCUAUCCUUCUAUUUUAACCGUGAUGACGUGGCCUUAGAAAAGUUUUACGAGUUUUUCAAGGAGCUGUCCCAUGAGAAGCAGGAGCAGGUGGAGCGAUUCCUUAAAUUCCAGAAUCGCCGUGGUGGGAGGAUUUUGUUCCAGGAUAUCAGGAAACCAGACCAUGAUGAAUGGGGAAAUGGGAUGCAGGCUAUGGACUACGCCUUGAAGCUGGAGAAGAAUGUAAACCAGGCUUUGCUGGAUUUGCACAAGAUUGCAUCAGAGCAUGCUGACCCUCACAUGUGUGACUUCCUGGAGUCUCACUACCUAGAAAAGGAAGUGGAGCUGAUCAAGAAGCUGGGAGACCACAUUACCAACCUGAAACGUACCACGGCUAACGAUCCUGGCAUGGGUGAAUACCUUUUCAAUAAGAUGAGCCUAGAAGACAGCAGCUAAAUGUCUGACUGUUCCCCUGCCAUCUCCCUAUAGGCAGUAGAUCAUAAUGAAGAACUAGUUCCCAUGUUUCAUCCUCUCCUCCUUGUGUUCUAUAUUGAGAAUGUCUCUGGAAUAAAGGAUUCUGGGUAGCCUGUACUGAUAAUUUUGUUUGGAAGAAAUUUAGAACUUUCAUUAACCUUUGCAGCAUUAA